This is a messenger RNA of Orycteropus afer afer, 1626 nucleotides long. RefSeq names its product solute carrier family 7 member 8 (gene SLC7A8). The record is from RefSeq and is a predicted model, not a curated record. Gene Ontology annotation, biological process: amino acid transmembrane transport; neutral amino acid transport. Gene Ontology annotation, cellular component: membrane. Lineage: Eukaryota; Metazoa; Chordata; Mammalia; Tubulidentata; Orycteropodidae. Gene Ontology annotation, molecular function: neutral L-amino acid transmembrane transporter activity; L-amino acid transmembrane transporter activity.
UUUGGAGAUUGAAAUCUACUGAGAAAGAUGGAAAAAGGAGCCCGGCAACGAAAAAACACUGAAAAGAACCAUCCAGGUGGGACUGAGUCAGAAGGCAGCCCUGGUUCCGGAGGGGGCGGAGUAGCUCUGAAGAAAGAGAUUGGAUUGGUCAGUGCGUGUGGUAUCAUCAUAGGAAACAUCAUCGGUUCUGGAAUCUUUGUCUCGCCAAAAGGCGUGCUGGAGAAUGCUGGUUCUGUGGGCCUUGCACUCAUCGUCUGGAUUGUGACAGGUCUCAUCACAGCUGUGGGAGCCCUGUGCUAUGCUGAGCUUGGGGUCACCAUCCCCAAAUCUGGUGGUGACUACUCCUAUGUCAAGGAUAUCUUUGGAGGACUGGCUGGGUUCCUGAGACUGUGGAUUGCUCUGCUGGUGAUCUACCCCACCAAUCAGGCUGUCAUCUCCCUCACCUUCUCCAACUACGUGUUACAGCCGCUGUUCCCUACCUGCUUCCCCCCAGAGUAUGGCCUUCGAAUCCUGGCUGCCAUCUGCUUGUUGCUCCUCACAUGGGUCAACUGUUCCAGUGUACGAUGGGCCACCCGGGUUCAAGACAUCUUCACAGCUGGGAAACUCCUGGCCCUGGCCCUGAUUAUUGUCAUGGGGGUGGUGCAGAUAUGCAAAGGAAAAUACUUCUGGCUGGAGCCAAAGAACGCGUUUGAGAAUUUCCAAGAGCCCGACAUUGGCCUCGUUGCACUGGCUUUCCUUCAGGGCUCCUUUGCUUACGGAGGCUGGAAUUUUCUUAAUUACGUGACUGAGGAACUUGUUGAUCCCUACAAGAACCUUCCCAGAGCCAUCUACAUCUCCAUCCCACUGGUCACAUUUGUGUAUGUCUUUGCUAAUAUUGCUUAUGUCACUGCAAUGUCCCCUCAGGAGCUGCUGGCAUCAAACGCAGUCGCUGUGACUUUUGGAGAGAAGCUUCUGGGCGUCAUGGCCUGGAUCAUGCCCAUUUCUGUUGCCCUGUCCACAUUUGGAGGUGUCAAUGGAUCUCUCUUUACCUCCUCCCGGCUGUUCUUUGCUGGAGCCAGGGAAGGCCACCUUCCCAUCGUGCUGGCCAUGAUCCACGUGAAGCGCUGCACUCCAAUCCCAGCCCUGCUCUUCACAUGCCUGUCCACCCUGCUGAUGCUGGUCACCAGCGACAUGUACACACUCAUUAACUAUGUGGGCUUCAUCAACUACCUCUUCUAUGGGGUCACAAUUGCUGGACAGAUAGUCCUUCGCUGGAAGAAGCCUGACAUCCCCCGCCCCAUCAAGAUCAACCUGUUCUUCCCCAUCAUCUACUUGCUGUUCUGGGCCUUCCUGCUGGUCUUCAGCCUAUGGUCAGAGCCAGUGGUGUGUGGCAUCGGCUUGGCCAUCAUGCUGACAGGUGUACCCGUCUAUUUCCUCGGUGUUUACUGGCAACACAAGCCCAAGUGUUUCAAUGACUUCAUUGAGUUGCUAACUCUGGUGAGCCAAAAGAUGUGUGUGGUCGUAUACCCCAUGGGGGAGGAGGGCUCGCAAGCAGAGGAGAUGAGUGAGAUGGAAGAGCAGCAGCAGCCCAUGUAUUAUCCCACUCCCUCCAAGGAGAAGGACUUAGAGGAGCAGCCCCAGGCCUGA